CGUCAUGGCGGCUGCCGCUGCCGUCCGUGCUCUGAGUGUGAGGCUUGGUAAAGUCGCUCCGGACUGCACCGUCUGUCCGUUUUACCGGCUGAAUAUGUGCAGCGGAGUCGUGCUGAUUUCAGCCAGAGGGAGGAAGGCCAUGAAGCUUUACUCGGCGCCUAACAGACAGCUACAGACCUCCAUCAAUCGACACCAGAGCGAAGAGGGCAGAUCUAACGUUGAGGAGACAGACGAGGAUGUCGUUAAUGUGGUGUUCAUUGACCGGUCUGGACAGAGGAUCCCAGUGAAGGGUAAAGUAGGAGACAACGUCCUGUAUUUAGCGCAAAAACAUGGCAUAGAACUUGAAGGUGCUUGUGAGGCAUCCUUGGCUUGCUCCACCUGUCAUGUUUAUGUGAAAGACAAAUACUAUGAUAAACUACCAGAACCUGUAGAAAGGGAGGAUGACAUGUUGGACAUGGCCCCUGUGCUGCAGGAGAACUCACGACUGGGUUGCCAGAUCAUUCUGACCCCUGAGCUUGACGGCAUGGAGCUGAUCCUUCCCAAGGUCACACGAAACUUCUAUGUGGAUGGCCAUGUGCCCAAACCUCACUGAGCGUGCCGGACUGAGUAAAGAGUGCAGAGGUCAGGGCUAAAGGCAGAUGUGGGAGGAGUCUUUUAUCUAGAAGGCUGAGAGUCUCCCCUUUAAAUGUGUAAGCACUGUGGAGAACAUGCACUAAAAUCUACGAUUUUACUCCGAUUUGUUUCCUCAAGUGCAUUGCAAGAGUCCAUAAACAUUGAACUGUGUCUCGAAAAUGGGCACCAUCUGAUUCAAAAAGACUUGACUUCAUUUCCAGGGGUGUGUGGUAAGGAGUACAAUAUGGUAUCUAAAAGGCUCUAAAAAGGGUAAUGAUUUGUCCUUUGCUCAGCAGGAAUGCCACAGCCCGACUAGAAAUUCUAGAAUCAAUUCAGUUACAGUUGUAAAAGUUCCAUUCUAGAAUUCUGCAGGUCCAGAAGGACCGUAGUGAAGGAUACAUUCCGCGUUACGCACAGCAGUCAGACGCACAAUUGUUUUCAUACAGUCAUUCAUAUGUGUGAAGGUAAGCUAGAGGCUUAAUCACCCAGUCUUUAGUUUUUUCAUUUCAUAAAGUUAUGUGUGCUUGAAAACGUAUUUACAUUCAUCUCACCAGAGGCUUGAGGAAAUCUAAAUAAAAGUAUUGUUUGAUGGUGUGACCUACUUAUGUGUUUUCCACGUGCAUCAUAUUUCUAAAUUUCUACAUAAUGAAGUUAAGGUGUAAACAAAGUAAUUGUCAAAGUCUUAACAAGUCAGAAUUAGCCACAAUGGUGAUGAUGAAAACCAGAUUUCUGAAGUGUUCAGUGGCUCUAAAAAGCUACCUCAUAGAAAGAUAUUACAUAGAAUGAUUACAGGUAUGCUGCCUGAUGCCCGAGACUUUGUUUUGGCUUAAAAUAUAUAUUUUUUUACAUCCAAUCAUGGUGGAGAGGUACAUGCAUGUUGUUAUUAGGAAAAUAAUUAGAAGACAAAUUAUAAGAUGUGUCAAUUCCCUGUUCAUUUUAAAUAUUACAUAAAAUGGUUAUAUUUGCCUUGUAGACAUUGUGACUCCUGGUUCUUAUCACCACCACUGUAAAGAAAUCUGAAAUGUUAAGUUUCUCUAUAAUGCACAUUUCAGAUCAAACCACUCACAGUGCCUUUGUUUACAUCUCAGACAGAAUUGUUCAGCAAUUUUGAAAUAUUGGUGGAUUUCCCCUUGGAUUAUAAUCAUAGACUAUACAGAUUUCAGUAGGCAAUAUACUUUAGUCUUUGGCCUAAAUCUGUUUAGGAAAACAUACGCUAGAGUUUUGGAUCUAUGGUGAACAAGUUCUCACUUCUCAAGUGAUGGAGACAUGGCUUUUAAUGUAAUAAAACAGUGGAUCAAAAUAUUAGUUACCUUUGUUUGACAUUUUAAAAUGCAUUAUGGAGAUUUUACAUAUAAUGCAUAAAACCACACUAAAAGAAGAUACUUUGCAUUAUUGUUCUGGAUCACCUAACCUGAUACAAAGCCUUCAAUUCUUCUGUACUGUUAUCAUCUGUAUACGCACAACUGUGAAAACAGGCAAACAUUUUGACCUGAAUCUGUACAUGGUCUGGUAAAUAAAGUGUAAUUUCCCCUUUAAA
Molecule: messenger RNA, 2149 nt
Organism: Pygocentrus nattereri (red-bellied piranha)
Lineage: Eukaryota; Metazoa; Chordata; Actinopteri; Characiformes; Serrasalmidae
Gene: fdx2
Product: ferredoxin 2
Exons: 5
Coding region: 5-592 (195 amino acids)
Biological process (GO): positive regulation of oxidoreductase activity; P450-containing electron transport chain
Cellular component (GO): mitochondrion
Molecular function (GO): 2 iron, 2 sulfur cluster binding
Source: RefSeq, a predicted model, not a curated record